AUGGUGACGGGCCCGUCCUGCCACGAGGAGCUGCUGACGACGACCUUGGACAGGAAAACAUUGGAAAGGUCCCUGGGCGGCGAGAACGACGCCCCCUUCGACUCCCAGAUCUUCGUGUCCGAGGGGGUCUGCGGCAGCGUGUACGGCACCGAGUUCGACGAGCAGCUGGCGGUGCGCGGCGGCGCCGCGCGCGGCGCGCCGCCGCCGCGCCCUGCGCCGGGGCCUGGCGCCGAGGCCUGCGCCGGCCGCCAAGGGAGCCACGGGCUCCUGUUCGAUACCACCUCCAGCAUCUCGGCCGUCCGAGCAGCCCUCCGCCUCGCUGGACGG
This is a messenger RNA of Prorocentrum cordatum, 327 nucleotides long. The record is from the annotation of a GenBank genome assembly. Lineage: Eukaryota; Dinophyceae; Prorocentrales; Prorocentraceae.